UGUAAAUACGAUGAGAGAGAUAAGUGGUCACUGCUCGAUAUAUACAACAACAGCAACAACAACAAAGAUCUGAACUAUGAGAGUUUUUUUUUGGCUCCAUGAAAGAAGAAGAUAAUUGAAGUUUAACAAGUUUGCCAGAUACGGUAUGUGCUAUAUGAUACUUCAUUGUUAGCUUCAUCUUCAAGAAUACACACCGUUAACUUCCGUCAACUAAAAAGAUUACGCCGUUAACUUACUCGUUAAAGAUGCCACGUGUUUCGGCGGAAACUUCAGAUAUUUCUCUCGCCGGCGGUAACGAGUCACCGACGCUUGGCGAACUACUGAAAGAUUUCACCGACAGUGGCCGGAAAAAACAUUCAUGCGAAGAUGCUCCGACUCAUCACAUAUUGGAUCUCGCUCCAACGUCUGAAACACGACCUGUGCCGUUUCUCCUAGCCUUCAACAAUCUCAAUUACAAUGUCGUACUUCGCCGGCGGUUUGGUUUCUCGCAGCAAAAGACGGCUUCAACGAAGACUCUGCUAGAUGAUGUUUCAGGCGAGGCUUGUGACGGAGAAAUCCUCGCCGUUCUUGGUGGAAGUGGAGCCGGAAAAUCCACUUUGAUCGACGCGUUAGCCGGACGAGUGGCGGAAGAUAGCUUGAAAGGCACGGUAACUCUAAACGGAGAAAACGUUUUGCAAUCUCGACUGUUGAAAGUCAUAUCGGCGUAUGUGAUGCAAGACGACCUUCUCUUCCCGAUGCUCACCGUUAAAGAAACCCUAAUGUUCGCUUCAGAGUUCCGUCUCCCGAGGAGUUUGUCUAAGUCGAAAAAGAUGGAGCGUGUUGAAACCCUAAUUGAUCAACUAGGGCUUAGAAACGCGGCGAACACGGUAAUCGGGGAUGAAGGACACCGUGGAGUCUCUGGAGGAGAGAGACGGCGCGUUUCGAUCGGAAUCGAUAUUAUUCACGAUCCGAUACUUCUCUUCCUCGACGAACCAACGUCGGGGUUAGAUUCAACCAACGCGUUUAUGGUGGUACAGGUUUUGAAACGAAUCGCUCAGAGUGGCAGUAUCGUGAUUAUGACGAUUCAUCAACCUAGUGCUCGUAUCGUUGAUUUGCUUGAUCGGCUUAUCAUCUUAUCUCGUGGCAAGACUGUGUUUAAUGGUUCUCCGACUAGUCUUCCUUCUUACUUCUCUGAUUUUGGUCGUCCUGUUCCGGAGAAAGAGAACAUCAUUGAGUUCGCACUUGAUGUAAUUCGAGAGCUCGAAGGACCCUCUGAAGGAAACAGAGGAUUAGUAGAGUUCAACGAAAAGUGGCAACAGAACCAAUCUACUCGAGCCACGCCACAAAAUGGCUUAUCUCUAAAAGAAGCAAUUACUGCAAGUGUUUCUAGAGGCAAACUAGUCUCAGGCUCAUCUGGAGCCAAUCCUAUUUCGAUGGAAAGAGUAUCUUCAUACGUAAACCCGCCAUUGACCGAAACGUUUAUCUUAGCCAAACGUUACAUGAGAAACUGGAUCCGCACGCCUGAGCUCAUAGCAACGCGGAUCGCUACUGUCAUGGUGACUGGUCUUCUUUUAGCUACUAUAUAUUGGAGGCUUGACAACACUCCAAGAGGUGCACAAGAGAGAAUGGGCUUCUUUGCAUUCGGCAUGUCCACCAUGUUUUACUGUUGUGCAGACAACAUCCCUGUCUUUAUCCAAGAACGAUACAUCUUCUUGAGAGAGACAACGUACAACGCAUACAGAACAUCUUCAUAUGUCAUAUCCCACGCCCUCGUGUCUCUGCCUCAGCUACUCGCUCUAUCCAUUGCAUUUGCUGCAACCACAUUUUGGACCGUUGGUUUGACCGGUGGGUUAGAGAAUUUCUUCUACUACUGCCUCAUAAUCUACGCAGCCUUUUGGUCUGGAUCCUCUUUUGUUACUUUCAUAUCCGGUAUUGUUCCCAAUGUCAUGAUGAGUUACAUGGUCACUAUUGCCUAUCUUUCCUACUGUCUACUGCUGGGUGGAUUCUUUAUCAACCGAGAUCGAAUACCGUUUUAUUGGAUAUGGUUUCAUUACAUUUCGUUGCUGAAGUAUCCCUACGAGGCUGUCCUAAUGAAUGAGUUUGAUGACCCGUCUCGGUGUUUUGUUAAGGGAGUUCAAGUUUUCGAUGGUACGCUUUUGGCGGAAGUUCCCCAUGCGAUGAAAGUUAAGCUCCUGGAUACACUGAGUGGCUCUUUAGGAACCAAGAUAACGGAGUCCACAUGUUUGAGAACAGGGACUGACUUACUUAUGCAACAAGGUAUAACUCAAUUGAGCAAGUGGGACUGCUUGUGGAUUACAUUUGCUUGGGGUCUCUUCUUUAGGAUCUUGUUUUACUUCUCUUUGCUCUUUGGGAGCAAGAAUAAGAGGACGUGAUUUGGUCAAAAAAAAAAGAAGAAUAAGAGGACGUGAAGGGUAGUCCACAAGCACAGAAACAUAUACACCAAACGCAUUUAUACUAUAUACUUUUAAAGUGAAGCUUGAAACUUCUAAAGUAUCUGCUUCUGGUUGUUGUAGUUUAGUAAUCAAGUUGUAACAUUUAUAGUUUAUCUGUGUAUCAAAGUUGUAAAAUAAACGUACUGUAUAUUGUUUCUCA
Camelina sativa (false flax) is the source of this 2592-nucleotide messenger RNA. The record is from RefSeq and is a predicted model, not a curated record. NCBI's taxonomy places the organism in Eukaryota, Viridiplantae, Streptophyta, Magnoliopsida, Brassicales, Brassicaceae.